Messenger RNA from Xenopus laevis (African clawed frog), 750 nucleotides. RefSeq names its product transmembrane emp24 domain-containing protein 11-like (gene gp25l.L). The record is from RefSeq and is a predicted model, not a curated record. Bases 53 to 709 code for a protein of 218 amino acids. NCBI's taxonomy places the organism in Eukaryota, Metazoa, Chordata, Amphibia, Anura, Pipidae. The transcript is spliced from 5 exons.
GAAAUUAUACUGAACGCGUUUAUUGCAGACACUGCAAACACCAGGAGCCACAAUGAAUCCAAGAAAUACUCCAUAUUUCAUUUUUCUAUUCUUCUGGCCUCUGUCUUCUGCUAUGUAUUUUCAUGUAGCCGAAAAAGAGGAGAAAUGCCUAAUAGAAGAUCUCCCAUCCGAGACACUGGUCACAGGCCGUUACAAAAUACAAAAAUGGGAUAUUAAAGAACAUGACUUCCUCCCAUCUGCCCCUGGACUAGGAAUGGUUGUCACUAUAACGGCACCAAAUGGAGAGAUAUUACUGUCAAAGUUAUAUGGGCCAGAUGGAAAAUUCACUUUCACUUCUCAUUCUCCCGGAGAACACACGAUCUGCAUGCAGUCCAAUUCAACAAACCUUAUAGCUUUUGUUUCAAAUAAACUGCGGAUUCACUUUGACGUACAAACAGGAGAAAAUCCACUUGAUUUUCAUAUUAUUAAUGCAAAAGACAAAGUCAAAGAGUUAACAUUUGGCCUUGAACACCUCAGAGGAGAAAUAAACCACAUCAUCAAACAACAGGAAUAUCAAAGAGAGAGAGAGGAGAAUUACAGACAAAAGAGUGAAGAAACAAAUAAUAAUGUCUUGUGGUGGGCUAUUAUACAAACUGCGAUCCUAACAUCUGUUGGCAUAUGGCAAAUCAAGCACUUUAAGGAUUUUCUGAUUGCCAAAAAAGUUGUGUAGACUUAAAAUACUCAAUAAAAUGUUAUUAUGAUAUAAUAAGA